Molecule: messenger RNA, 6179 nt
Organism: Paralichthys olivaceus (Japanese flounder)
Lineage: Eukaryota; Metazoa; Chordata; Actinopteri; Pleuronectiformes; Paralichthyidae
Source: RefSeq, a predicted model, not a curated record
UUUUAUCUCUGGAUGAUGAUGAUGGGGAUGAUUAAAAACAUGGCAGUGUUGUGGAGACACUUCUCAUUGUUGCCCCCGAGCUGGAAGCAGCGUCACCACGUGACGGCUCCAGUGUGCGGGCCUGUGGAGCCACAGAGGCAGAGAAGAAGAAAGAUGGCGGCUCGGGGCGAACCCGAACGGGACGCCGGGCUAACGUUUUGAGCCUUCACACCCGGAGAGACGCGGGGGUACCACCGGGCCACCGCACCGUCUGGAUCCGCGCCGCUCCGGCUUCGUGGCGGUACCGCUUUCGCUCGCGUCGGCGUCCGCUAAACGAGCGCAACGACUGUGGGUGUAAAAUAAGAGCGAGUCGCUGAUCAUGAGAGGGAAGAGAGGCAGGCCGCCCAAAGCCCUGCCGACCGAGGAGGAGCCGUCCCCGGCCGCGGCCCGGGGCUUGCGACCGCGGCGGAACGUGAAGCCCAGGCUGCGGGACAGCGGGGACGAGGAGAGCCCCACGCGGGAGCCCGCCAAGCCGAGCCGAAAGAGGAGAGGGGGACCCGGCGGCACGUCAGCGCGGGGCAGGGGACGAGGCAGAGGCGGCGGCGGCAGAGGAGGCAGAGGGGGUCGCGGAGGGAGGCGGACGGCUGCCUCCAAGGCGGUGGUGUACGACGACCACGAGAGCGACGAGGACGAGGACGACGCCGUCAGCCUGAGGUCGGAGGAGGAAGAGGAGUUCGUGGCGGGGGAGCCCCAGUCCGAGGAGGACGAGGCCCUGAAAGAGGAGUCCGACUGCCUGGAAGAUGAUGUGCUGGACGAGGAGGAGGUGGUGGAGGAGGAGGAGGAGGUGGAGGAUGAUGCCAGCCACUGCACUGAGAGCAGCUUUCGGAGCCAGAGCACACACGCCAGCACCCCGGGGAAGAAAAAACUUCGGGCUCCCCGUCCUCGCACUCCCAUCCUGGAGGAGAAGGAGAUUCCUCCCCUGGAGCUUCCUGAGACCUCGGAGGAUCUCCUGGUGCCUAACGAGGAGCUGCUCAACGCCACCUCCAUCUACGAGGUGCUGCGGAACUUCAGCACGGUGCUGCGUCUCUCCCCCUUCCGCUUUGAGGACUUCUGUGCGGCGCUGGUCGGCCAGGAGCAGUGCACUUUGAUAGCAGAGACCCACAUUUCCCUCCUGAAGGCCAUCCUACGUGAGGAGGACUCCUCCAACACUACCUUUGGCCCUGCUGACCUCAAGGACAGCGUCAACUCCACUCUGUACUUUAUUGACGGCAUGACGUGGCCUGAGGUCUUGCGUGCGUACUGUGAGAGCGACCGGGAGUACCAGCAUGUCCUCCCGUACCAGGAGGUGGAUGAGUAUCCCUACGGUCCUACGGAAAGUAAGAUCAAGGUGCUACAGUUCUUGGUGGACCAGUUUCUCACCACCAACAUCGCCCGCGAGGAGCUGAUGUCUGACGGCAGCAUGCAGUACGACGAUCACUGCCGCGUGUGUCACCGCCUGGGUGACCUGCUGUGCUGCGAGACCUGCUCGGCGGUCUACCACCUGGAGUGCGUGAAACCGCCACUGGAGGAGGUUCCAGAGGACGAGUGGCAGUGUGAGAUUUGUGUGGCUCACAAGGUGCCCGGUGUCACAGACUGUGUAGCGGAGGCACAGAAGAUCAGGCCCUACAUCCGCCAGGAGCCCAUCGGAUAUGACCGGCACCAGAGGAAAUACUGGUUCUUAAACAGAAGGAUUAUUGUCGAGGAGGACGGGGAGCACAAGAAGAAGAAGAUCUGGUACUACAGCACCAAGGCGCAGCUGGAUGAGCUCAUUGAGAGCAUGGAUAAAGAGUACUGGGAGAUGGACCUGCAUGCCACGCUGGAGGAGAUGAGGGAGGAAGUGCAGGCUCACAUGGACAUCACAGAGGACCUCACCAACAAAGCCCGUGGAAACAACAAAGCCUACCUCACCGCUGUCAACGAUGUAAUCAUGGAGCAUAUGAAGGUCAGAAUGGAGGCGAAGAGGCGAGCAGAGGAGGGACAGCAGGAAGCAGAAUCUGGUUCUGUUAAAACGGCGGAAGACACUGCCGACUUCACCUCACAGCUCGAAAACAGCGAGCACAAAGUCCCAGAGUCCAGAGAAGAUGCUCAAGCGGCCUCGGUUCCUCCUGCUGCAGAGGAGAGCUGCAGGUCGGAUCCGAACCCCGGCUCAGCUUCCCAGGACUCCGCUGCGCCUAAAACAGAAUCCACUGAGACCAACGAGGAAACGGAGCCCGGUCACUCCAGGAGCCAGGAGAGUGGAGACUCUCCUCCAGCGGCAGAGCAGGAAAGAACAGAUGAGAACUUGAAAGCAGAGUUAAUCGGUGACAACUCACAGACACAAACUCAAGAUCAGCCUCCGCUGCCCUCGUCUCAGCCGGAGGCGAGUAGCGGCAGCAGCCAGGUGUCUGCAUCUGGGAGCGUCGGGAAACCAGACCUGCCUGACCUAGUUGAUCGGUCCUCACAGUCGUCUUUCACCAGUCAGGACGGGGCAGAGGAUUAUAACGAAAGGGUCCAGAGCGACGGAGGGAGAGGAGCAGCCCAGGAAGUGAAUAACCAAACGCCCAGAGGCAGCAAAGAGUCAUCCCCUGUUCGCUCCGACGUUGGGUCUUUGCGACUCAGCUUCUUGAAAAGGGACCUGACGGUGAAUCUGAACAGCUUAUUCAAGCUGGGUCAGGAGGGUAAAUACAGGGUCUACCACAACCAGUACAGCACCAACGUCCUGGCCCUCAACAAACAUCAGCACCGCGAAGACCACGACAAGAGACGGCACCUGUCGCACAAGUUCAGCCUGACCACCGCGUCCGAGUUCAAGUGGAACGGCUCCAUCUACGGCUCUCGGAGCCUGACGGUCUCCACCCUGCGUCUCACCAUCAUCCAGCUGGAAACCAACGUGCCCGGACCAUUUAUGCAUCCUAACUGGGCAUCGCACAGGAACAACUGGAACAAAGCUGUGCAGAUGUGCAGCAAGGCCAGGGAAUUUGCUCUGGCCUUGGCGAUACUGGAGUGCGCCAUCAAACCCGUGGUCAUGCUGCCUGUGUGGAAAGAUUCUCUCGGACACACGAGGCUACAUCGCAUGACCUCCAUGGAGCGGGAGGAGAAAGAGAAGGUGAAGAAGCGAGAGAAAAAACUGGAGGAUGAGGAGACACUGCAACAGGCCACCUGGGUGAAGUACACCAUCCCCAUCAAACAUCAGGUGUGGAAGCAGAAGGGGGAGGAGUACAGGGUGACUGGCUAUGGUGGCUGGAGCUGGGUCAGUAAGACCCAUGUACCACGUUUUGUUCCGAAGCUACCGGGAAACACAAAUGCAAACUACCGCAUAGAACUAGAGGCAGCUAAACUGAAAGAGAAGGAAAAUGCAGCAGCUUGCACAAAUAACCAGAAGAAGUUGAUGGAAGCUGAGAAGCAGGAUACAGCGGAUGAGGACAAGGAGCCAACGUCUCUCAUUGCAUCAGCUCAGAUCACGUCAUCAGAGGAGGACUGCAAACCUCAGAUCUCAAAAGAGGAAGAAACCCCCGCUGAGAAGAAGGAGGAGAAAGAAGUGGAGGAGAAAGAAGUGGAGGAGAAGACAGAAGAUGAAAAAAUGGAGGUUGAGCCCUGCCCAGAAACUGUUGCUUCAACUGAUGAGAAUGAUAAAGCUGAAGACAAAGGCUCGUCCUCGUCGACUGUGGAGCCUGUAAAGGGAGAAGCAGUCAAGAGUGUAGAACAACCCAAGGAAGAGGAGAGGGCUGCGUCGAAGCCGUACUAUGAUGUUGUGAACGUCAGCGAGGGCUUCCAGCUGCGGACGGCGUAUAAGAAGAAGGUAAAGCCGUCCAAACUGGACGGGCUCUUGGAGCGCCGGGUCAAACAGUUCACGCUGGAGGAGAAACAGAGGCUGGAGCGGGUGAGGCAGGCGGCCCUGCAGUCCAAGAUGGCGACCACGAAGACUCAUUUAGGGGUGAAGACUGAAGGAUCCAAGUUAGACAAACAGCAGCCGGCUGUGACCCCGUGUGUGAAAGCGGAGGAGAAGGAGGAGAGCUUACAGAUGAAAGACAACGUGGUUAAAAAGCUCGACUUUGAGCAGGAGGCGAAAACGGAGGAGGUGAAAUCAGAACCCACGUCAACAAACCACAACAAACAGACUGAGGUGAACGCUGUGCAGAGCGACAGUGGAGAGGUCUUAACCCAUAAAGAGGUGAACGGAGGAUCCUUAGCAAACAGUAACAAUUGUAUAUCAGAGGCAAUAGAAAAUAAAGAGAAGACACAGAAGCCCGAGGUGACUCGAGCGGGAGAGACUCCUAAAAAACGUGGGUUCGAGGAGAUGGAGAAAGUCAGCGGGCAGAGCGUCACAGAGAGCAUGGAGGUAGAGCAAAACAAGAGCAGCCCAGUGCAGGUGAAUGGACAAUCUAUGGUCCCUGCGCCUGCAGACUCAGUCCAAGAUGAUAUCAAGCCCGUCAAGUCUCUGAUGAAUGGAGGCCUCUCACAAAACGACGUGUCUGACUCCUGUCAUCCACCUCCCCUGAAAGUCCCCAAAUUGGAGAACCAUGUGGCGGAGAAAGGAGACGCUCUCGGUAGGAAAGAGGACGUGGACAGUGAGGGAACAACACCUGCCAAGCUUUCAUCCUCGAGCCCCUCCUGUAUGAAAAGCAACAGCUCCGACAACUGCAGUGGUAGCGAAGGUUCGACUGCGGAGUCCCAAAAUGUCCCGACAACCAGCAGCGUCACUAAGCCUGAUGGGACGCCUCAAGCAGCGAGUGGCGCAGUCUCCUCCGUCACCGCCUCCGCCGCCACCCAGUCCGGUGCCUCUGCACUUGUAGCAGUCGUCUCACAGAAGACCAAACAUCCAGUCGCCGACACCAAGACGGGAACGACUGGUUCAGCCGCAGGCAGCUCCAUGACGAUCAGUAAAGAGUACUCCACCAGAGACAGAGUCAGCCUCCUGAAGUUCUCCAAAUCCAAGAAGGCGCGUUCGGGCACCGCCCUGCCGUCCUACCGCAAGUUUGUUACCAAGAGCAGCAAGAAGAGUAUCUUCGUCUUGCCAAACGAUGACCUGAAGAGGCUAGCGAGGAGAGGAGCCAUCAGGGAGGUGCCCAUCUUCAACUACAACGCCAAGCCGGCCCUGGAUAUAUGGCCCUACCCUUCACCUCGGCCCACCUUCGGGAUCACAUGGAGGUACCGCCUCCAGACUGUGAGGUCACUGGCAGGGGUCAGUCUGAUGCUGAGGCUGCUGUGGGCCUGCCUGAGGUGGGACGACAUGGCUGUCAGAGCGACUUCUAAUGCAGGGGUAACACGGAAAGAAACCUCAGACACGGACAUCACCACGACAGAGAUUAUAAAACGAAGAGACGUGGGGCCGUAUGGCAUCCGCUCAGAGUACUGCAUCAGGAAGAUCAUUUGUCCCCUGGGGAACAGAGACACUCCCAAAGAGACCCCCACUCCACAGAGGAAAGGCCUGCGCUCGAGUGCCUUGAGGCCCAAGAAGCAGCAGCCGGCCAAGCUCACCGGGCCUAUCGCUGUGGAGACCUGGGUGCCCGAAGAAGAGAUGGAGCUGUGGGAGAUCAGGGCCUUUGCAGAGAGGUUGGAGAGGGAGAAGUCAGAUCCCUCCAAGACUGGCAGCAGCCUGAAGACUGCAGAGGACGUCAAGGCCCAUCUGGAGAAUCAGCUGAAACAGGCCAGACUGGCUGCCCAGCAGAAACGUCUGGAGCAGCAGAGACCAGGUACACCUGUUUCUAACACAACAGCCGCCACCACCUCAGCCAGCGCUACCGGCACUCCCAGCACCCCGGCGUCCUCGGGCCUGAGGACGGGUCAGGUCACACCCGGAACCAAGAUGGUCCUCGCCUCCAAACUGGGCUCAACAGUUUCCUUUCAGCAAGACAAGAAUUUCCACCAGUCGUUUGCUUCCUGGGUCAAGCAGGGCCAGACCAACAACAGCAGCUCAGCCUCCUGUGGCUCGGUGGCCACCGUGGCUAGCAGCAUCACCACCUCAGGGCAAACCUUCCAGAUCGCUGGCAGCCCAGUGACUGUGGCUGGCCAGGUCCUCGCUGCCAAACUCCCGCUGCCCGCUAACAGCAAGAUUGUCACGCUCAACAUGCCCACUACUCAAGGAGGUAGGGAGCACGGGUGUCAUCCAUUUCCGCUGGUUUGGGCUCACGCUUGCCAAAAUGGAUGAAAUGUUUGUGUCGUGAGAGGCAAAUAUCAGCAUG